Molecule: messenger RNA, 1938 nt
Organism: Lycium ferocissimum
Lineage: Eukaryota; Viridiplantae; Streptophyta; Magnoliopsida; Solanales; Solanaceae
Exons: 2
Coding region: 1-1938 (645 amino acids)
Source: RefSeq, a predicted model, not a curated record
AUGGCAGGAAGACACAAUCGCAAUCAAGGAAAUCAAGGGGGAAUCCAAGUGAACCACCCUGACCCAGACACAGAGGAUGAUGAGAAUGUAUUUGCGGAAUUCAUCGACGAAGCUGAUUAUGCUUCUGCUGUAGUUCCUCCUAGAACGGGAAAUGCAAAUUUCAAAAUUGAUAGUUCUAUCUAUCAGCUAUUGAAACUUGAAGGCUAUUUCCGAAAUUCCUCGGAAGAUUGUCCACUCCGACACCUGAGGAACUUCCUGCAAGUAUGCUCUCAACAAUCUCAAGGUGCUGUUCCUGCUGAUGCACUGCGGUUACGAGUUUUCAAAUAUUCCUUAGCUGACCAAGCGAGGGAAUGGUAUGAAAAGCUCCCCAGCAAUUCUAUUCAUACCUGGAACGAGUUAGCCAAUGUAUUUUUGAAAAAAUGGUUCCCACCAAGCAAAAAGGCUGAACUUCGGGACAAGAUCUUUGAAUUCAAACAACUUCCGGGGGAACAGUUAUAUGCAGCAUGGGAGCGUUUCAAAUAUUAUCUAGCUCAGUCUCCGACUCAUGGAUUUCCGGAUACAAUCCUCACAGAGAAGUUCUACAAGGGGCUAGAUACCAUGAAUCAAAUUGCUGUCAACACUGCAGCUGGGGGAUGCUUCAUGGACAAAUCAUUUGUCAACAUCACCAGGUUGCUCGACAAGCUUACUACUCACAAUCAAGCCUGGCACUCUAGUGAUAGUGAAAUCCUGUCAUAUGGUAGUCCCUCUGCUGCCGCGGUGGCCAAAGAAAAUCAUGAGCGAGAUCAUGCGUUUGCUCAAUUGCAAACCACCGUGGAUUUAUUAUCGAAAAGGCUUAUGGAGAAAGAAGCCAAAGGUGUGAAUGUUGUCGAUGAGAUGCCACCUCAUGCUCCCGGAAUGUACCAAGUCUCUGACGAAGCUUAUCUAGAGGGGCAACCACAAUAUGAGGAUGCGAAUUAUGUCAAUAACUCACAAGGAGGUUAUCAACGGCAGAACUAUCAAGGUCCUGGUAAUCACCCAUGGCAAAAGCCUCAACAACAAUUCCAAGGGAAUAAUUAUGGAAGAAAUGAUCAGGGUAAUCCCAAUCAAGGGAAUUACAACAACUAUAAUUAUGGCAACAAGAGCUCCAACCCCUACAUUCCACCUAGGGGGCAAGCAUCAAAUUCCCAACAGUGGAGAGAUAAUUCAGCUAAUAACUCUGCGGGUAACACAUCUAAUGAUUCUGCGGAACUAAAAAGUAUGAUGCAGAAAAUGCUGAUGAAUCAAGAGAGAACUGAGGGCACAAUCAAAGGCAUGGCCCAAGUUCAACUAUCUCGUUCGACCAUUCGGAAGCUUGAAGCGCAAUUUAGAGACCUCUCCGAGAGAAGUCACCGGGGUGGAAAAGUACUUCAAAGUGCUAAUAAAAAGGUGAUUGAUGCGGAACCAAUUGUUGAAAAAGAAGCACGGCCUAAUGUAUCCGAAGAUAUUGUGGAGGAAGAAGUAGGGGGAGGAAGUCCCUAUUGUAGCCGAAGAAGAAAGGAUCUUGAUAACCCCAUGGUACAAGGAGAGGAACAUGAAAAGAAGAAGGCAAAACUUUCUGGCGCUCUUCGCCCUUUGAGCCAAUUGUUCAAACCUUUACCGCCUUUUCCUCAAAGGCUAGUGAGAAAAACAGAAGAUGAGAAGUGCUUGCGAUUUUAUGAUCAACUCAAGCAGUUGACGAUGAACAUUCCUUUUAUGGAUGCUGUCCAAGAAAUGCCUGACUUUGCCAAGUAUUUGAAGGAUCUCUUAACAAAGAAGAAAAAGCCAUUGAAACACGACACUGUGGGUAUCACUCACCGCGUUAGUGCCAUUCUUUCCAAAACCACGGUCAAAAGAGGGAAGAUCCGGAGCAUUCACAAUUCCAUGCACCAUAGGGCGGCGAGAAUUUCGCCGUGGCUUUGUGUGAUAACGGGGCUAGCAUAA